Scedosporium apiospermum is the source of this 1101-nucleotide messenger RNA. RefSeq lists its product as uncharacterized. The record is from RefSeq and is a predicted model, not a curated record. The transcript is spliced from 7 exons. Gene Ontology annotation, molecular function: methyltransferase activity. Bases 1 to 1101 code for a protein of 366 amino acids. Lineage: Eukaryota; Fungi; Ascomycota; Sordariomycetes; Microascales; Microascaceae.
AUGGCUUCAACCGCCGAAGAAGCUGGUGCCGCAGCUGGCCCAUCUCCUCGAUCCCCCACCAAGUCACCUUCAAAAUCUCCCCCGCUGAAUCCGGCCGCAUCCCCUGACAUCGAGGUGGAUCCCGGCCACGAAGGCGCCGAUGAUGAUGGCGAUUCCCUGCUAGGAGGAAGCGUUGCAAGUUCCACCACUUCACUCUCGGCAAGUAUUUUGGAAUUCCGCAAGAUCCAUGGCCGGACAUUCCACAACUUCAACACCGACACCGAAUACUGGGGCCCCAACGAUGAGAGGCAAAACGAGCAUCUCGAUAUCAACCACCAGAUGCUCCUCGUUGCGAUGGAUAACAAGCUCUACCAUGCUCCGAUCGGCGAUGACCCGCAGAGAGUGAUUGAUAUCGGUACGGGAACGGGUAUCUGGGCAAUAGAUUUUGCCGACCAGUUCCCAUCCGCCGAAGUUACCGGCACCGACAUCUCCCCUACCCAGCCCCUCUGGGUCCCUCCCAACUGCAAAUUUGAACUUGACGAUGCCCAGCUCACCUGGACGUACCCCGACAACCACUUCGACUACAUCCACAUGCGCCUCAUGAUGGGCUCCAUCAAAGACUGGCCCGCUCUCUACAAGGAAGUCUACCGCUGCCUCAAGCCGGGCGGUUGGUUCGAGCACCAAGACUACGAUCCGCGCGUCGUCUCGGACGACGGGACAGUUGGGUCCGACUCGCCGUGGAAUCAAUGGGGCAAAAUCUUCAUCGAGGCUGGCGAGAAGCUGGGCCGGACGUUUUCCGUCAUUAUCGAUCGAAAUAACUACGGCUGGAUGAAAGACGCGGGAUUCGAAAAUGUCCAGGAGAAGAGGAUUAAGUUGCCGCUGGGCUCGUGGCCGGCGGAUCCCAAGUGGAAGACAAUUGGACAGUAUAAUCUGAUCGCUACGGAGCAGGGGCUCGAAGGCUUUGCCCUUUACGUGCUCACCAAUGUGCAUGGCUGGGGCUUGGAGGAGACACAAGUUUAUCUCGCAUCGGUGCGCAAGGAGCUGCACAACCGGAAGAAUCACGCAUACUACGAGACGGCUUCCGUCUUUGGCCAAAAGCCAAAGGAAACUGGGGAACAGUAA